ACCGUCGCGGGUUUCGAUGCAAAUCUGUACCGGGGCGACUCCUGAACUCUGUUUCAUUUUAUAUAGGCUAGAAAAAACCCACAGAGAAGAACCAGUGACGGUACAUUUUUGACAAUUUAAGUCUUGGCCAUGGAGGGGAGGAUUUCUACCUUGACUCUGCUGUGUCUGAUGCUGUCAGGUGUUGGUGCCGUCACUGUGGACAUCCCAAAGGAUCUUUAUGAGUAUGCCAGGGGUGACAACAUCACACUGCCCUGCACCUUUAAACCCAAACCCGGCUUCACCCCAGCCCAAGUCAUCAUCUCAUGGUCUGCUCAAGAGACCCUGAUCCUCACUCAUUAUUAUCCUGAGGCUGAAACUGACAUCACAUCGGAUUAUGAAGGUCGGGUGUCCCUGGAUGUAGACGUUAAAAAGGGAAAGGCAAACCUCAAUCUGUCUUCCAUCUCACUGGCAGACAACGUAAAUUUUGAAUGUCGUCUCCAGAUCCGAAGUGAUGAUGAGGGCAAGCCGGCUGACUAUACACGUUUGGUUGUUCUAGUGGCUCCAUCUAAGCCCAUCUGUAAAAUCCAGGGUAAGGCAGAGUACGGCCAGAACAUCAACCUGACAUGUUUGUCUGAGGAAGGCUCCCCGACACCCACUUAUAAGUGGGAAAGUCGAGAUGUCAGUAACGUGCCUCGCAUUCCAGACCCCAGAACCACUGACAAGGGAGGCAUCCUGUCUCUAUACAAUAUCUCCAAAGAGACAUCAGGAUACUACAUCUGUACCUCAAGCAACAAGAUCCGCACCGCUACCUGCAACAUCACCCUUGCUGUCAUGCCACCUUCCAUGAACAUUGGCUCCACUGCGGGAAUCAUUGGUGGAGUUGUCUUUUUGAUCAUACUCUUACUCAUCAUCUGCAUCUGUUGCUACUGCUGCCGGAAAAAGAAGAAAGAGGAGGAAUACGCCAUGGGAGUUCGUGAGGAAGAGUACAGUGACAAAGAGCCAGCAAGAAAUGGUGAGAGUCGCCACGCCGAUGGGCAAGAGGAUACACGAGGUUAUGAAGACUCCAGGGCGAGGAGCCCUGUUAGGCAGAGUGACCACUACGAAGAACGAAGCGAGCGCGACUACGACGAUCGGCGCAGCGACUACGAUGACCGCCGCAGCGACUACUCCGACCGCCGUGACAAGUACAGUGACCGCCAUGAGCGCUACGACGGGGAGCGCCACUACGACGACGAUCGACGCUAUGAUGACCGCAAAGACCGUGGUUAUGAUGAUGAGCGCUAUGAUGAUCGUGAACGUGACAGACCACCCGUGCCAGCCAAUAAGCCACCAAGGAGGGACUACGACAACUAAGGCCUUCAACAAAUAUUAACCACCAUCUUCCAUAUUCUUUUUUUUAACCUCCAGUGACUUUAGUGUCUAAUUUCUGCCUCCAUGGAUCUUGUUGUGACACAAUUGUAACACCACAACCAUACUAGAAUUUAGAGGAAGUACAAUCUCUCAUUGUCUGUUUUUUUUAGAGGUGGAACCACGUUAACAGUUGAAUUGAUUGAGAGGAUUAAUUGAGGAAGGGCAGGGAACCCAAAAUGGCAUCUACAAAGUCUGUCUGAUCCAUUUUAAACAGGGAGUGGGUUGGUGGGUGGGGUCAACAGUUACAAACUCUCUGGCUCAGGUAUGAACAAUGCCCAGGGCACAAACUGUACUUUAGUUGUGUACCAAAAUUCACGUCAAACAAAUGAUGGGAACUGGACAAACAUUUUUUUUUUCUACCGAGAUAAAAUAGUUUUUUAGUUAUCUGUGUAAUCCAGAAAUCAGUUGGCAUUUUAACUUUAAACUCAAUAUGUUGGCAUUCUUACAUACGAAUACAAAGCCUUAUGUCUGUCUGUGUGUCUGUCUUGGAUUCUUCAGGUGUUAACUGGUGGUAGUUUGUUUUUUAGGAAGCUGCCUCCACACUGAGAAGGGCUUCAGUUUUUUUGUAAUUCUUUGUUUUAUCGUGUAUAUACUUUUUUUCUCCCUUUGAGUUAGGUACUGCAUCCUUGUAUACAUAGCCAUUGAAUCAUGUCCUUUUUAUUUAGUGGUUUCAUUUUUCUUUUCACCGUAAUAUUACAGAAACCAGUACUACAACUUCUUCUGAUUGUUGAGUUAGAUAAUGUCUCCACAAGAACUCUCAGGGUUUCUUUUUUUACAUCUAAAAUUCAAAUUAAUUGUAACUUUUAAAAUGCAAACUAGAUUAUCAAAUUUUUCCCUGCCAUGUUGUUUCUGUUGAAACGAAACUACGGAAAUAUUGUACAUAUGCUAUUAUUGUAUCGCAGCAAUGGUAAGGUUAUAUAAUAAGGUUUUAUACUGGGAUUUAUCAAAAUUUUCUGUUAUUGUGAAACAUUUUGAAAUAUACUGUAAAAAAGCUGAUGAAAUAAAAAUUAACCAAACA
Messenger RNA from Morone saxatilis (striped sea-bass), 2407 nucleotides. Its product is annotated as cell surface A33 antigen-like. Bases 130 to 1332 code for a protein of 400 amino acids. The record is from RefSeq and is a predicted model, not a curated record. Gene Ontology annotation, cellular component: plasma membrane. The transcript is spliced from 7 exons. Lineage: Eukaryota; Metazoa; Chordata; Actinopteri; Moronidae.